Molecule: messenger RNA, 285 nt
Organism: Rotaria sordida
Lineage: Eukaryota; Metazoa; Rotifera; Eurotatoria; Philodinida; Philodinidae
Source: the annotation of a GenBank genome assembly
AUGGGUAACGAAUGGGAAGGUGGUGAUGUAGAAAAGGGUGCAAAGAUUUUUAAAACUAAAUGCGCACAAUGCCAUGUUGUCGAAAAAGGUGCUGGUAAUAAACAAGGACCUAAUCUUAAUGGUCUAUUCGGUCGACAAACUGGUCAAGCUCCAGGAUUUAACUAUAGUGAUGCUAACAAAAAUCCAAAGAAAUACAUUCCCGGUACUAAAAUGAUCUUUGCUGGAUUGAAGAAAGAAGAUGAACGACGUGAUCUAAUUGCUUAUUUAAAAGACGCAACAAAAUAA